Haliotis rufescens (red abalone) is the source of this 2887-nucleotide messenger RNA. RefSeq names its product epoxide hydrolase 4-like. NCBI's taxonomy places the organism in Eukaryota, Metazoa, Mollusca, Gastropoda, Lepetellida, Haliotidae. The transcript has 6 exons. Gene Ontology annotation, molecular function: hydrolase activity. The record is from RefSeq and is a predicted model, not a curated record. The coding region runs from base 165 to 1157 and encodes 330 amino acids.
AUGUAAGUGCCAUGAUCUUGAACGCGCCGUUAAACCCGAUUUCACUUCAACUAUACAGCUUAUGACAUGGGUCAAAGUCCGCGCAUUAUUACCUACAUAAGGGUGGAACUUAUUUCGUUUCUACUAAUUCUCGUCAGCACUUUUGAUUUUCCCAACCAGGAAGUAUGGCGAUUAAAGACAUUUUUCUCAGGUGGAUUUCCUUCGGACUGGGCUGUUUUUAUUCAACAUUCAUUUUGUUCGCUCUACUUAUAUGGUUUGUGAGACACCCUAUCGCAUUUUUCACUCGUAAAAAACGAGAUGGGAUGCCAUCAGUUCUAAACAACCCGGACUUGGGGACGCAUGGCUAUGUUCAUUUGGAGGAGGUAAGGAUCCACUACGUUGCCCAGGGCGACGAGACCAAGCCGCUGAUGCUGUUCGUGCAUGGGUUCCCAGAGUUCUGGUACUCAUGGCGAUACCAGCUGCGGAAGUUCAAGAAGGAUUACAGGGUUGUGGCUAUUGAUUUGAGAGGCUAUGGAGACUCCGACAAGCCUUCCGGUGUUGCCAAUUACAAGGUGUCCAAGAUGGUGGCCGAUCUUAAACAAGUCAUCCCUGCUCUAGGUUACAAAUCAUGUGUGCUGGUAGCCCAUGACUGGGGUGGCGUUAUUGCCUGGACAUUCACUGCCAUGCACCCAGAACUGGUCGACAAACUGAUUGUAAUGAACUGUCCCCAUCCUGGCAUCUUUUACAGCUACAUGUGGAAGCAUUUGUCGCAGUUCAGGAAAUCUUGGUACACUUUCUUUUUCCAAGUUCCAUUUCUUCCCGAGUUUAUGCUGAGAAGGAAUGACAUGAAAAUUCUGGAAAUCAUCUUCACAGAGACAUGUAACACUGAGGAUGUAGAGGCCUACAAAUAUGCUUUCUCUAGACCAGGUGCUGCCACAGCUGCCAUCAAUUACUAUCGAGCCAAAAUCCAGUUCCCUGUGAGAAGGAUCCCUAAGAUCUCUUGCCCUGUGCUGACAAUCUGGGGCUGCAAGGAUGCCGCCCUUGAGACAGGCCUGGCCGCUGCUGCUAGUGCUGUUGUAGACAAUCACACGGUCAAAUACAUAGAGGAGGCAUGUCACCAGGUUAUUAUUGACACUCCGGACCAAGUAAACAGACACAUGACUGAUUUUCUAAAGUAAAUAUGUAACGCGCAGAUCCAUGGUAGAAACAGAUGCGAUUUUCUUAGGUAAGCCAUCGCAGAAACGCAGGAGAGUUUCUUAGGAAAAUAUGGAAUGCUCAGAUCCAUGGUUGAAACACAUGAGAUAUUAUUGAUAUAUUAUAUCAUUAAGAAAACAUGCAUGAAAUAAAGAUUAAUAUCAGAUGUAAAGUAGAUUCUCUGACGUGUGGCAAGUUUAAUUUAUCUUACUGAAAUUGUCAGAGCAAUGGGACUAGAUUCUUUCGUUAAGCUAUAAAAAAACACCACAAAUGUAUAACUGCCCCUUAUAGUAAUGUGUACAGAGGGACACCUUAGUUAAGGCGGACUUGAUACUUAAUCAUACGAAAAAAGCAGAUGACAUCCCUUGCAGUAACAUCAACCUUAUCAACCUGAUAAAUGUUACUGUCGCUACUAAAAUGAUACAGGUAAAUAUUUUGUUUUCUUUUUACUUGAUGAGAAAAUAGUUUUGAGAAUUAUAAAUAUGUUUUGAAGGGUGAUUGGUGCGAAUUUGUAUUUUUUGUUACACCUGUGUUCACGAUGCAGCAUAAUAAUUACCGGUGUGUAUCCCAGCUUGCCUUACUAAAGUGCCACACAUGUACACAGUUGACAGGUUAGCGCUGUGGUAGCAUCUGUGUAUCGCCUUGCUUUAUGUCAAGCCGUGAUACAGGAAUCAUAUUGUUAGUCUUGAUAGUCAGUCAUUCGACGGAUGUAUGCGAACGUUCAGUUCGUAAAAUCCGCCACAUUUGCUGUUGAAACGUCUACACUUCACGUAGAGUUAUUUUCAAAGAUAUAUACAUGUAUGUCUAUAAUGAGACCGCCAUGGGACUCAUCGGAGUAUGGUUACUCCAAGUGUGAACAGGGACUUUACAAGCAUGUGUUGUUACAUCAAACAUUAUGACAUUGAUAUCCAUACAUACAGGCCAUCUGGCUUGUAUGGAUUUUUACACGAUGACAACUGGCCGAUCAGUUACCUGGAUUCUUUUCCAAGUAAUAAUGAAGUCUUUUCAUCAGUUGUGUUUGCAAGAGUUCUCAAGACACUACUUUAUACCACUUUAGAUUUUAGCCUUUUAUAUUAGGCUAUUAACAUCUAAUAUACAGAAUGCUCUUUUUAAGGAAUUAUGCGUGUCUUAAAACUGAAAUAGAUAAAAUCAUCCGACCUCACUCAAUUAUUUUUCUUAAUAAAAACUAAUGAGAGAAAAAGUUUUCAGAUUACGUUUUGAUGUGACUGUAUAUGAUACCUUGUCAUGUAAAUGUAUAUAGAUUUUCAAUGCACAAAAAUCCAGGUGUCAGUGAUCAUAUUUGAAUAUAUAAUUCGUGUUGCUUGUCGUAAGAGGCGACUACAAUGUAUCCAGUGGUGACGUGGUUGAUUGUAUGUCAUCAACAUUCUUUGCUGAUAAGUCGAUCAUGGACUGUUAUCUCAAGGUUGAAACAGGGCAGGGUGGCCCAGUCGUCUGAGACGCCACGAUUCACGUGUAUCAAAAUGACCUAUUUCCAGGCAACAUGUACGCACUAAUCUGGCCAAUACGGCCCAUGUUAUCACGUGUUUACACUAUUACAAAACGUAACGAUAAGCUUGCAGUGUCAAUAUGAUGUUAACAAAGACAGACAGCAAUGUCAUCACACAUCACUUCAACAAUUAUAUUGUAUUACAUCACAAAUGGUGUCUGCAUAACGUCAACACUGCUCUAGGGCGAAUAAAAUGCUUAUUACACA